Molecule: messenger RNA, 2214 nt
Organism: Seriola dumerili (greater amberjack)
Lineage: Eukaryota; Metazoa; Chordata; Actinopteri; Carangiformes; Carangidae
Gene: hgsnat
Product: heparan-alpha-glucosaminide N-acetyltransferase
Exons: 18
Coding region: 45-1997 (650 amino acids)
Source: RefSeq, a predicted model, not a curated record
CAUUACAAUGUCAAAACAAGGAAGGGUCGGAAGUAGAAUAUAUUAUGGAAAAAGGGACACGAAAGAAAAACUCAAAAGGCACAUCUUCAAUAGAGGGGCUGAAGCACGCAAGGCAGGAAGAAAUGACACAGCCAGAGAAAUAUAUGUUUUCCCUUGCUGCCAUUGCUCUGGUUGUAGCCGUUUGCGUGGCACCACUGACAGCUGAAAUAUCUACAUCUGGCUUUUCAUCUCAUAAACACAGUGUCCUAAAGAUGGAUGAGGCAGUUUUGACAGUCAACAAUGAUCUGGACAGUGAGGUGGUGGUUUUCUGGAUGUCAGAGCGCUGCUACCAGUGUUUGUACCAACAGCUAGGGGUGGUACCUGCAGCGCAGAGUCCUGGCCAGCCCGGUUCAGUUGACUUUGUUGUAAGCACACAGCAUGAAAUUACACUACAGCUCAACAGCACUCCUGUUAACCUGGAGUUGUGCACAAUUCCAUUCCACUUUGGGGAGCAUGGAAACUACUCUUUGUGGGUGAAAAAUCUAAAUGACUCCUCAGUGGUCAACUGCUCUGUAGUGAAUGAUGCAGACCCCAUCAACAGCUACAUACCGAUAUUGGUAGCUUUUCUUAUCUUUGCUGGACUGGCCGUGGUGUCUGCCAUUGGAAGAACAUUAUUAGGGCUUGAUGUAGUGAAAGGUAUCCUCUUCCGAAUUAGUGGCUCCAUGGAGACAGAAAGGCUCAUCAACUCUGAACUGGGCUCCCCUGGCAGGACGGUGACAUCCGUUACUGACAACAUCCUCCCUCCUCCACCCAACCCCAGCAAGAGGCUGCGAUCUCUGGACACAUUCAGAGGUGUCUCCUUAGUCAUUAUGGUGUUUGUGAACUAUGGAGGGGGGCGAUACUGGUUCUUUAGACACACAAGCUGGAAUGGUCUUACUGUUGCAGAUCUAGUCUUUCCUUGGUUUGUGUUUAUAAUGGGGACAUCCAUUGCGCUGUCAGUCAACUCCCUGCUGCGUGCAGGCUUGACUCGCUGCGCACUGCUGAGGAAAGUUGUGUGGAGGAGCCUGCAGCUCUUCAUUAUCGGUGUCUUCAUUAUCAACCCAAACUACUGCCAGGGACCAUUAUCUUGGGACAACCUGCGCAUCCCAGGUGUGUUGCAGCGUCUGGCCUGGUCGUACCUGGUUGUAGCCAGCCUGGAUCUGUUGGUGGCGAGAGGUCACCUUGACAUCCUUACAACGGGUGCUUGGUGGUCUCCUGGCCUUGACAUCUUGCUGUACUGGCCAGCUUGGCUGUGUGUGCUUCUCUUAGAAAGCAUCUGGCUAUUCCUCACUUUCCAACUUCCUGUACCAGAUUGCCCAACAGGCUAUCUGGGUCCAGGUGGGAUCGGGGACAUGGGUCUAUAUGCCAACUGCACCGGUGGAGCAGCUGGUUUCAUUGACCGUUGGCUGCUGGGAGAAAACCACAUCUACCAGACUCCCUCGUCACGGGUGAUUUUUGCAACGCACAUGCCAUAUGAUCCAGAAGGUGUUCUUGGCAGCAUCAACUCUGUCCUCAUGGCUUUUCUUGGAUUACAGGCAGGAAAAAUAAUCUUACACUACAGAGAACUCCACAGGAGUAUAAUGUCAAGGUUUCUUAUAUGGGGUCUCUUAUUGGGUGCCAUAUCAGCACUUCUGACCAAGUGUUCCACAGACCAGGGCUUCAUUCCUGUCAACAAAAACCUAUGGUCUCUGUCCUAUGUGACAACACUGGCUUGUUUUGCCUUUGUGCUGCUAGUUCUGGUCUACUACACGGUGGAUGUAAAGAAGUGGUGGUCUGGAGCACCUUUCUACUACCCUGGUAUGAACUCCAUCCUUGUGUAUGUGGGCCAUGAAGUGUUUGAAGAGUACUUCCCCUUCCGUUGGCGCAUGGCCAACAGCCAAUCCCACGCUGAACACCUCACCCAGAACCUCGUGGCUACUUCCUGUUGGGUGGUUAUCUCCUAUGUGCUCUACAGAAAGAAAAUUUUCUGGAAAAUUUAGAAGUGGGGCCUCUAAAUUAUGGGGCAUUCAGACAAAUAAUAGCAGAAGACAUUGUUUACAUCAGAAUUGCUGGAGUUAUAAUGUGAGUUAUAAUGUGAGAACAGAAAAUAGGAGGCUGAUAUAUUUUGUCAAAACUAUGAUGGUUCGCUGUCUCUGAACAUAUAAGGGUUUCUUCUUUAAAACAGCACUCUUUUUUUUUUUUUUUUUUUUUUUUUUU